GACAAAAGACGGCCUGGCAGGCCCGUGAAUGCUUAGACUAUCGUCCCAGGAAAAUUGGGUGUCGGGACAAUUCAGAUUCGAGUCUGGCAACUCCGAUUGCCGGUUGCCUUUCAAGAACCCUCUAGGGUUUACAUUCAGAUUUCUAUUGCCUGGCCGUACUUCAAAAUGGGUAAGAAUCAAGCGUACAAAGCUAUGCAGAAAGCCAGGCUGGGAUCCUCAAGCUCUACUGGGCCAGUUGAGAUUGAAGAUGGAAUGGUGGAUGGUUCAUUUCAUUCACCAGAGUGGCAUGCUGCUCGUUUGGCCAGCCUUAAUACUUCGCACACGAUUACCUGGGAGGAAUAUAAACGGAAGCAAAAGGAAGAUGAAUUGAAAAAGGGAGAGCUGGAAGCAGACACGGAUAGAAUGAUGAAAGAAUAUAGAGCGCAAUUGGAUGCUGAGAGGGCACGCAAACUUGCUCAUGGAAGAAACCGUUCUAGUGGCAAGACGGGUCAUGAAAAGGAUAGGAAGAACAGAGAUUUAAAGAAGCGGAGCAAAAAAAAGAGAAAGCAUUCCAAGAGGAAAUCGUCCGAGUCUAGCUCCUCGAGUUCAUCCUCUGAUAUGUCCAGCAGCGAUGAAGAGGAAAGGGAAUCAAGAAGAUCCAAAUCCAGAUCGAAGAGAUCAAGAAGGGAAAAGAGGCAUAAGUCGAGAACCAAGCACUCUUCCAGCGAUGAAGAAGAGGCCGAUGGUCCGGUACCACUGUCAAGAUUUUUUGAGAAAGUGAAGAGUUAAGGGGCAUUUGUUCAGUAACGUUUAUACAAUUUCCAGUCUUGAAAUAGCAUAUUGAUCCUCUUCUUCUUCAUUUGCAUCUACGCAUUGUUGUUUCAAUUAUUGGGUUUUUAAGGUAGGAGUGGUCCAUGUCGUAGAAGAUUGGACCCAUGUGAUGAUGCGAAUUACCGAAUGUGAACGAUCAAGUUAUCAAAACUGCAAAUAUUCUAAACUAACUCCCA
Molecule: messenger RNA, 986 nt
Organism: Momordica charantia (bitter melon)
Lineage: Eukaryota; Viridiplantae; Streptophyta; Magnoliopsida; Cucurbitales; Cucurbitaceae
Product: stress response protein
Source: RefSeq, a predicted model, not a curated record